UAAAAAAUAAUAAUAAAAAAAUGAUAAUACACAGACCUCUCACCUUUCAGCCGUGUCUUUACACACACAAACACACAGCCCUCCAUUUUUAAUUAUCGCCAUUUUUCUUCACCUUCGUUCCUCAACCAUUGCCAUACACAACAAAGGGUUCGAUAUAUAUAUACAUACAUACAUAUAUAUAUAUGUACAGAUAGCAAUCCCUAUUUCUUCUCUUUCUCUGUUCGGAGAAGAGAAAAGGAGGAGAAUCAUCAUCGGAAAAUGGGCUCGGGCAUCAGCCGGACGACGGUCUCCGACCCUUCUCGUCAACGCCGCCGCCCCACGAUCAGGCGGAGUAUCUCCUCUUAUCUCUUCUGCGGUGCUUCCUCAUCUCGCGAGAUGGACGAUUAUCCAGCGGAAUUACUGGUAAAUUCUGCAGAACGCGCCCGUCAACAGAAAUUAAAAUUCCGAAGAAAAAAGUCCAAUUUGUCCAAUAACAAUGGGGAUAAUCGGAUCAGCACUAAACCUGAAAGUGUGGUCUCAUCUGCGAGAGGUUUGUCUGCUAAUGAGAAUCCAGCUCCUGAAUCUGGUGCAAGCAAUCUCGAGCCUGGUAAUAAAGGAAAAUGGUUGUUUGAUAGUAGGGAGUUAGUUGCUCCAGUUCAUAACUCCAGAGGUAACGAAACUGCUAGUACUUCCUAUGCACAUCAACCAUCGCCACAUGGCGUUUCUUCGAAUGAAAUGCCCAGUGGUGAAGGGCACAAUAAUUCCAGCACCGUGUAUCGCAAUGGUCUUCGAGAAUCUUUGUUGGACGAAGUUUCGGUCGAAAACAAUGUCUCGGAAGAAGUCGAUUUCUCUAAUUCCGAGUUUGGGUCGUCUUCUUUUGUUUCCGAUUCACCUGGAGAUUAUCACUUGCGUAGAGACGACGCCGUUCAUGAGGAAACACCUUCGGGUUUAGGGUUUGUAGUGUCGGAGAGGGAUCAAAGCAGACAAGAUGGGAGCCUUCUGCAUGUCGAUGUGGUGAGUAUAUCCUCGAACGGUUUACUCACUAAUUCUGCUGACAUAAGCAGCCGUGAGGCAAGAAGGAACAGUAGGAGAUUAUUUUGGGAUGCGUUCUCGAGACGCAGUUCGAGGAGGGAUUCAAGAACCCUUUUGUUUUCGCCCGGCGAUUCUGAUCAUUUGAGAUCCCAUGAAAGAUGGCUUCUUGAUUUUAGCGGUGGUUUCCUUAAUAAUGACGAGAAUGGAGGAGAUUUAAGAUCUCACGACAGUAGAACUCCAAGCAGUGAGCAAAGAUGGAAUUCAAGAUCUGAGAUAUGGGGAAGACUUCGAGGGAGUAUUGAUUCAACCGACCAUACAUCUACAGUCUGUCCGACGGGAUUACAUAGUGAUGGCUCAUGCUCGUGCCAGACAAGUUCAUCGGUUGAGGAAUCGGGCGCACGUGCUGGCAUUUCUAGAAUAGUCAUGCUGGCUGAAGCAUUGUUUGAGGUACUCGAUCAAAUUCAUCAACAGCCCAUGUCACUUUCCUUGUCUAUGGUCUCACUUCCAGCUCCAGAAUCAGUUGUUGACUCUUUUCCAGUGAAGACUCACGGUCAGACAGAAACAUCGGAAACUGCAAGUGAUGUUUCACAGUGUUACAUUUGUCUGGCUGAGUACGAGGAUGGAGAUAAAAUACGAAUUCUCCCAUGCCACCAUGAGUUUCACAUGUCGUGUGUGGAUAAGUGGCUUAAAGAGAUACACGGUGUGUGCCCACUCUGCAGGGGAGACGUACGCGAGGGUUUCACCGAAGGCUCUACUUCAAACUAAAGAUUGUCUUCAGUUGGUUAAUUUUUGUAUAUAACUAUUUGAUUGAAAGAGUUGUAUUUUUAAUGGAAUAAAUUAUAUCAUUUAUUCAAGAAAAAUUGCCCCCACUCCACUCUCA
Molecule: messenger RNA, 1891 nt
Organism: Erythranthe guttata (spotted monkey flower)
Lineage: Eukaryota; Viridiplantae; Streptophyta; Magnoliopsida; Lamiales; Phrymaceae
Source: RefSeq, a predicted model, not a curated record